CGUACAACUUAAUCGUUCUGAUAACUGUAAUUACAUUAUCGUCAGUUGCGAGCAACAAACUCGCGCAUCGGUCGUGUUUAAUGCAUAUAUUUUUAACGCGAAAAUGCUUAAAUUAGUAAAAGGUUUACGGCGGUUGAAUGUAAAGUGCCGGCAGUACAGUUAUGCUACAGUAAUAGGAAGCGAGCCAAACAAAAAUGAUCCUUACUUUCAAGAAAAUAAGACAAAAAUGGAAGAACUCGUUGAAGAACUUCGUCUGAAAACAAAUGACGCUAUCAAAGGCGGCCCUGAGGAGGCGGUAAAAAGGCACACGGCGAGGGGAAAAUUGCUAGUGAGAGACAGGAUUAACCGGUUAGUCGACGAAGGAAGCGACGUUUUAGAACUAAGUACAUUGGCCGCCACUGAUAUGUACAAAGGUCAGGUCCCGAGCGCCGGCAUCGUUUCUGCUAUCGGUAAAGUUCAAGGUCGAGACUGCAUGAUUGUUGCGAACGACGCUACCGUUAAAGGAGGAACUUAUUUUCCUAUCACCGUCAAGAAACACUUACGAGCUCAGGCAAUUGCACAGGAAUGCCGACUUCCUUGCAUUUAUCUCGUUGACUCGGGUGGAGCUCAUUUACCUGACCAAGCGGACGUAUUUCCGGAUAGAGAACACUUCGGCAGGAUAUUUUAUAAUCAAGCAAAUAUGUCUUCAGAAGAUAUACCACAAAUAUCAGUUGUCAUGGGUUCUUGUACGGCUGGCGGUGCAUAUAUUCCGAGUAUGUCUGAUGAAAGUAUUAUAAUUAAGAACCAAGGUACAAUUUUCUUGGCCGGUCCACCAUUGGUGAAAGCGGCUACAGGUGAAUCAGUUUCAGCCGAGGAUCUAGGGGGUGCUGACUUACAUUGUCGUCAAUCGGGAGUAACGGAUCAUUAUGCUCAAGAUGAUGAGCAUGCCUUACACUUAGCUAGAAAUGUCGUUGCUAACUUAAACUGGAAUAAUCAUCAAAGAACGAGAGUACAUGCUCCAAAAGUCGAUAAUCCAUUGCAUGAUAUUGAGGAUCUACAUGGUAUCGUGGGAGCAAAUAUACAAAGGCCUUUUGACAUCCGUGAAGUAAUUGCUAGAGUAGUUGAUGGCAGUAGAUUCCAUGAAUUUAAACAACUAUAUGGCGAGACCUUAGUAUGUGGCUUCGCGUCUAUGUAUGGACAUUCUGUGGGCGUUAUCGGUAACAAUGGAGUUUUACAAUCGGAAGCUGCUCUAAAAGGUUCGCAUUUCAUUCAACUUUGUGCUGCUCGUAAAAUACCUUUGCUGUUCCUUCAAAAUAUUACCGGUUUUAUGGUUGGAAGGGAGGCCGAAGCCGGUGGAAUUGCAAAGAAUGGCGCAAAAAUGGUAACAGCAGUAAGCUGUUUCAAAGGACCUAAGAUAACCGUUAUCGUAGGAGGUAGUUUUGGGGCUGGUAACUACGGUAUGUGUGGUAGAGCGUACUCUCCAAGUUUCUUGUACAUGUGGCCUAAUGCCAGAAUUUCUGUAAUGGGAGGACCUCAAGCCGCUACCGUCCUUUCAUUAGUAGCCAAAGAGAAGGCAAAUAGAGACGGAAAAACCUGGACAGAUGAAGAUGAGAGAAAAGUUAGAGGACCUUUAGAAGCUCAAUUUGAAAAAGAAGGUCGGCCAUAUUACAGUACAGCUCGUCUUUGGGAUGACGGUAUAGUGGCACCGAAAGACACGAGAAAAGUAAUUGGACUCAGUUUAUCAGCUGCUUUGAACGCUCCGUUCAGAGACAGUAAAUUUGGUGUUUUCAGAAUGUGAAAAUGAUAAGUUUGAAGGACAACAUUGAAUGUGUGAUAAUGAAUGCUAUACAUGAUAAUACUGUUUCGAAGUGGUAACUCUGUUACAUUUUAAUGACUCGUGAUUUGUACAACGAUUACGUUUAUCAGUGGUGAUAACAAAC
Vanessa tameamea is the source of this 1919-nucleotide messenger RNA. It is a transcript of the gene Mccc2, whose product is annotated as probable methylcrotonoyl-CoA carboxylase beta chain, mitochondrial. Bases 104 to 1777 code for a protein of 557 amino acids. The transcript has a single exon. Gene Ontology annotation, biological process: L-leucine catabolic process. The record is from RefSeq and is a predicted model, not a curated record. Gene Ontology annotation, cellular component: mitochondrion; methylcrotonoyl-CoA carboxylase complex. Gene Ontology annotation, molecular function: methylcrotonoyl-CoA carboxylase activity. Lineage: Eukaryota; Metazoa; Arthropoda; Insecta; Lepidoptera; Nymphalidae.